UUCUCCACUAGACGAUCUCCAGUGUUGCGUACAGCUGCUGUGAGGAAGUCUGGAUCAUGGAUCAACCAGAAACCCAGCAGCGGUAGGACCCACCAGGACCAGGACCAGGGCCAGGACCGGGACCAGGACCCUGCAGGACCCAGCAGGACUGAGCAGGACCCUGCAGGACCCUCCAGGACUGAGCAGGACGCUUUGGCACCGCAGGAGAGAACUUUACGCAUAGAAAAUGUGGCUGAACCCAGAGGAGGUUCUGCUGAAGAACGCUCUGAAGCUCUGGAUCUCAGUGAGGAGCAACGACUUCUUCCUCCUGCAGAGGAGGAGAGGCCAUGGGGAGCCAGCAGGACGCAUCACAGGUCUGCUGGUUGGGGCUCUGGACACGGUGCUGGACUCCAACGCCAGAGUCUCUCCCUUCCGCAUCCUCCUCCAGGUCCCCGGGUCUCAGAUCAGCUGGGUCAUCGCCAGCGGAGCCACCAUAGAGGAGGUGAACAGGCACUGGGACUGGCUGAUCCACAACCUGCUUCACUCUCUGUCUGUGUUUGAGAACAAAGAGGAUGUGGCCAGCUUCGUCAGUGGAAAGGUCAAGGGCCUCAUCGCGGAGGAGGUCCGGGGUCGCCAGGCGGCCCAGGAGGAGGAGCCGGACAAGUUCAGGGAGGCUCUGCUGAAGUUCGAGCUUCACUUCGGCCUCCCGUCGUCGGAGAAGCUGGUGACGUUCUACUCCUGCUGCUGCUGGAAGGGCCGCGUGCCUCGGCAGGGCUUCCUCUACCUCAGCAUCAACCACGCCGCCUUCUACUCCUUCCUGCUGGGGAAGGAAGUGAAGUUCGUGAUUCCCUGGGCGGAGGUGACGCGGUUGGAGCGGGUCUCCACCGGUCUGAUGACGGAGGCCGUGCGGAUCAACACGCGGAAGCGGCAGAGGGAGUUCUCCAUGUUCCUGAACCUGGACGAGGUGUUCGGGGUCAUAGGUCAGCUGGCUGACAUCGCCCUCAGGAGGCUGCUGGACAGCGAAGGCCUGGAGCUGGACCGAGUCCUGCAGCAGCCGGCCCGCAUCACCAAGAGGGUCCUGGAGGAGCAGGCUCUGAGGGAGUACGUCCUGGCUCUGUUCCGGCUCCCCCGUGGUGAGCGUCUCCAUGAGGUGGCCUCCUGUUCGGUGUGGACGCCCCACGCACGCUGCCACACGGCCGGGACGCUCUACACCACCGACUGCUACCUGUGCUUCUCCAGCCGAGAGGAGGGCAGCUGCAUCCUGCUCAUCCCUUUAUCAGAGGUGUUGUCCAUAGAGAAGGUGGAGAACACCACCCUGCUCCCGAACCCCGUCAUCGUGAGCCUCCGGACGAAGAAGGCCUUCCAGCUGAUCGAGCUUCAGGACCGAGACGAGCUGGUGGAGAACCUGAACUCCAGACUCCGAGCUCUGCAGUGGAAACAGUCCAUGUUCCGCAGCAGGAAGGACGGCAAGAGGAGCGUGAGCGCCCCGACGCCCUACUACACCUUCUACUACGACACCAGUCACUCUGAUGAGGAGGAGAUGGAGGAGCAGGUUCUCCGUAACACCGUCAACAGCGAGGCUCUGAUGACGGCCUUCAACCAAAACCAACCGGGAUCCAACGGCAACAAGAGCAUGGAGCAGGCGAAGGAGCGUCUGUGGGAGGAUCACUUCUCAGAGUUCGGUCGCGGCGUCCACAUGUUCCGCACGGACAAGAUCCAGAGACUCGUUGCCAUGGGGAUACCGGAGUCUCUGAGAGGGGAGCUGUGGAUGACGCUGUCUGACGCGUCCUCUGAGCUGGAGGCUCAUCAGGGUUACUACACCGGCCUGGUGCAGAAGUCGAUGGGUCACAGCAGUUUGGCGACGGAGGAGAUCGAGAGAGACCUCCACCGCUCGCUGCCAGACCACCCGGCCUUCCAGAACCCGACCGGCAUCGCUGCACUGAGACGCGUCCUCACCGCCUACGCCCACCGCAACCCCAAGAUCGGAUACUGUCAGUCUAUGAACAUCCUGGCCUCGGUGCUGCUGCUCUACGCUAAAGAAGAAGAAGCUUUCUGGCUGCUGGUGGCUGUUUGUGAGCGGAUGCUGCCAGACUACUUCAACCGCAGGGUCAUAGGAGCUCAGGUGGACCAGUCGGUGUUCGAGGAGCUGAUCCGGGAGCGUCUGCCGGAGCUGGCGGAACACGUGCCGGACCUCUCCACGCUCUCCUCCGUCUCCCUCUCCUGGUUCCUCACCCUCUUCCUCAGCGUGCUGCCCUUCCACAGCGCCGUCUGCGUGGUCGACUGCUUCUUCUUCCACGGGAUCAAAGCCAUCUUCCAGCUCGGUCUGGCGGCGCUGGAGGCGAACGCCGCGCAGCUCUCUGCCAGCACGGACGACGGGCAGGCUCUCAUGAUCCUCACAAGUUUUCUGGACCAGGUUGGGAGCGAGGAGUCGUCGUGUCCUCCGUCCUCGCCGUCUGCUGCAGAGGACGCUAACAGCAGCGGAGAUCUUCCUGCUGUGAGAAACACAAACAUCAGCGACCUCAUCAACGAGUCCUACGAGAAAUUCGGAGACCUGACGGUGAGGCAGAUCGAGAGGCUUCGCUGUCGACACAGAAUCCGAGUUCUGCAGGCUCAUGAAGACACGACCAAAGACAACGCUUUGAGAGUGGUGAGUCCAGAUGUUUCCAUGUCUCCAGAGAACCUGGCAGAUGUUUACGACCUCUUCAAGACGGAGCACUUCAUCAGUCUCUACUGGGGCGACAGCAGCUCGGCGGCGGCGGCGGAGGCGGCGGCGUGGCUUCACGGAGACUCCGGUCGGCCCUUCGUGGAGCGGCAGUACCGGCUGGACCGGCCGCAGUUCAAGAGCCUCUACGGGCUGCUGUCUCCGUGGACCGGAGGCCCCAACCAGCACGCCGACACGCUCGCCAACCGGACCUUCACCCUGCUGGACCAGGACGGAGACAGUCUGGUCACCUUCAGAGAGUAUGCAGUCUGGCUGGACACUUUGUACUGUGAAGAUCUGAAUGAGAAGAUACGGCUGCUGUACCGUCUGCACAUCCCACCAGCUCUGACAGAAAGUGAGGACGACCCCUCUCUGAUGAAGAGCCCCCUGGUGUCCACAAACAGACCCCUCUGUGUUAAUCUGCCCUCUGGUGCUGAAGGUGAGGAGACGGACUACCAGGAGCAGCUGAAGCAGAUGCUGAAGGAUCUGGUGAAAGAGAGAAAAGAUGUGGAGAAACCUCUUCCCCUCAUGAACCAGCGUGAGUUCAUCCAGUUCUGUAAGACGCUCUACAGCAUGUUCCACGGCUACCCGGAGGAGAACGAGCUCUUCCAGGCCAUCGCCACCGUGACCAGUCUCGUGCUGCAGAUCGGCGAGGCCGGCCACUGUGGACACAGCUCGGGGUCAGAGGUCACCGGCCACGUGACCUCCGAGGACUCCAGGGUUGACCCCGGUGAUGGGAGCGAUUGGACGGUCAGCUUCGCUCAGAUCUUGGCGUCGCUGCUCACAGAACAGGCGCUGGUGAACUUCUUUGAGAAGAUCCCGGUGGAUCUGUCGGCGAAGGUGGCGGCGGCCAAAGAGAAGCAGUAUCACCAGCGGGCCGGUCUGCUCAAUCUGCAGCAUCCGACCAGGUGACUCCUACGAGAACUCUGUCUCUCUCUGAGCCACGUUUGUUAUGAAGAAAAACCACAAUAUCAGUAUCAUCUGACACAAUGUGCCCGAAUGGAAGCUCCAAGUUCACCGUGACAUUCACUGAAUCAGAAGAAUGACUCUUUGUUCUGUAACUGACAACACAGAGGAGGUUUUUAUUCCAAAAACAUUUCAAUCAACAUAUUGAUGGAAACAUCAGGAGCGUUUUGAACUAUGAGCCUGGAGAAACUCUUUUAAUUAUUGCCUUCUAUCAUCCUGCAGUUAAACUGAACAAAUGACUCCGUCACCACUUUCUAACAAGGCGCACUUUGAAAAGUGUUUUUAAGUUUUGACUAAUGACUUUAUUAAAGAUGGAAAUAUAAUUUACUAAUUCUGUAUAAGCCACUAAUCAUUUGCCAGGUUGUGAAUCCAAAGCUUUAUGUCUAAAAGCUGCAUUCUCUCUCCUGUCCACCAGGGGGCGACUCCUCUGGUUGUAUAGAAGUCUAUGAGAAAAUGACUCUACUUCUCUCUUGAUUUAUUCCCUCAGUAAACAUUGUAA
Messenger RNA from Anoplopoma fimbria (sablefish), 4145 nucleotides. Its product is annotated as TBC1 domain family member 8. Gene Ontology annotation, molecular function: calcium ion binding. The record is from RefSeq and is a predicted model, not a curated record. Lineage: Eukaryota; Metazoa; Chordata; Actinopteri; Perciformes; Anoplopomatidae.